This is a messenger RNA of Haliotis rubra (blacklip abalone), 1028 nucleotides long. RefSeq lists its product as uncharacterized. The coding region runs from base 465 to 1028 and encodes 187 amino acids. The transcript has 10 exons. Lineage: Eukaryota; Metazoa; Mollusca; Gastropoda; Lepetellida; Haliotidae. The record is from RefSeq and is a predicted model, not a curated record.
UAAAGGACCGACAGGCCGUGGCGCCGAUAACAUUUGGCAGUGCUAACAUUGGAAGCCUUUCAAUUUACCCUGCUCAACCAGGAUCAGUGGGAUCUGGACACUCCAGACAAGUGCCAGAGAAUCCAGAAAGAGUUAACGCUGCUCUACAAGGAUCAGUGGGAUCUGGACACUCCAGACAAGUGCCAGAGAAUCCAGAAAGAGAUGAAUACAGGAAUGCAGUCCAAGUCACUUUAAGAGGGGACACCCUGAGCGCAAUCACAAUUCCAGAGACGAUCCCAGUACACAAUGGCAAGGUGUGGAUACUUGGAAACUACGAUGACCAGGAUGUCGAGACGACAGCUACAUGUGAAGGAGGAAAGAUCGUGCAUCUUAAAUUGAGCUGUGGGAGACAGCAAAGUACAGAUGCCGCCUGUCGAACAAAGUGGACGCUCUCUAACAUUGCGGAAAGUGCUUUGUCUAAGUUGAUGAAAUGUCAUUUUAAAGGACUGAGAGACAUAACGUGCGCCUUCAAAAACACAUUUGGCGUGCUUUGGACGCUUGCCAUAUCAGGAAACUUAGUUUUAGAGUUUGGACAUGGUACCAAACAAGAUGCUGAGGAAAUGGUCUCCAAUAAGGAUGCAGUGACCGAUCUGCUUACGCAGUGUCUGGGAAAAUGCAAUAUCCAUGAUGCAUCCACGGUGGAUAAUGUUGAGGUCAUGGACGAAUGUGAUGAUGUCACUGAAUUGCCAAGUACUUCCACAGGCAAAGGAUGGAAAAGGCUCACGGGACAUCAUUAUGCCACUUCACAAAGUGACUCGGGAAUUUACUCAGUGUCAUCUGGAGGAGCACAUGCUCAGGCAGAUCAUCAAGUGCAUCUUGAAUCAGAGUUGGGGAAACUGUUAACAGAUGAAGAGGUUCGUGGUUGCGAUGCUUGCCGGGGCAUGAGUGAACGCAAGUAUUCAAUUCAAAAUCAUGUUGUAAUCCACAUGGAUGGGGUAAUGAUGUUUCAAAGGAAAAAGAAAGCUCGUCAUCAAACAGAUAUAAGAUGA